This is a messenger RNA of Dermatophagoides farinae (American house dust mite), 4720 nucleotides long. NCBI's taxonomy places the organism in Eukaryota, Metazoa, Arthropoda, Arachnida, Sarcoptiformes, Pyroglyphidae. The record is from RefSeq and is a predicted model, not a curated record.
CAGAAUCAGGAUUCUUAUUGUUGUGCGUGUGUGUGUGUGUGUGUUCCAUCAUCAUCAUCACUAUAUAUGAAAGUAAAUUCAGUUUAUUGACAGAACAAAACAAGAAUAAAAUUGAGCAAUGAAUUUAAUCUUAUUAUUAUCAUCAUCAUAAAAUUUUUUUGCAUCAAUAUUAUGUUAUCAGAUGUUUUGUGACAAAUCUAAUCUUUUUAUUAUUAUUAUAGUUUUAGCCAAUCAUUUUCCAUCCAUUCAAUCAUGUUAUCGAUCCACUUUGGAUCCAACAAAUCCUUGUUACAAGAAAAAUUGUCAUCUAGGUGCCGAAUGUAUUAUAUCAUUCGAUGGCCGUACAGCUGAAUGUGUUUGUAUGGAGAAAUGUCCAUCAUAUGGUGAUUCAAGAGGAAGUCGUUUAGUUUGUGGUACAGAUGGCCGUGAUUAUCCUAAUCUUUGUGAAUUGAAUCGACAUGCAUGUGAAUUUUCAAAAGAGAUACAUGUACGAUACAAUGGUUCUUGUGAUCCAUGUUAUGGUGUAAAAUGUCCUGCCUCACAAAUUUGUCAAGUGGAUGAUAAUCGUAAUCCAAUCUGUAAAUGUAAUUGCGCUUGUGAAAAUGAAUUCGAACCUGUUUGCGGUAGUGAUGGCAAAACAUACAUCAAUGAAUGUACACUUCGAGUGGAAGCAUGUCGAAGUUCGAAAAGUUUACGAAUAUUACAUCAGAAAGCUUGUUCAGAAAACAAUGCAUGCAAAUCAUUGAAAUGUUCACAAUAUCAAGAUUGUGAAAUUAAUCGCUAUGGAAUAGCUACAUGUCAAUGUCCAACCAGUUGUAGUAAGAUAUUGAAACCGGUAUGUGGUACCGAUGGCCAAACAUAUGAUUCUGAAUGCGAUCUAAAACGUCAGGCUUGCAUCAAUCAUCGAAAUAUUAGCAUCCGAUAUAUGGGUACUUGUGAUUUGGAAAAUUUUUGCCACCGAAAUCAUGGUAUCUGUAAAUAUGGUUCAAUUUGUGGCCUAUCACCGACAGGCAAUUAUAGUUGUCUUUGUCCACAAUGUAGUGAAGAAUAUGCUCCUGUUUGUGGUAGCAAUUUGUUAACAUACAAAAAUCGAUGCAAAUUCCGACAGGACAUGUGCGAAAAACAAAUCAAUAAUGUUACAUUUUCCGAUGGUUCUUGUUUUGGAUGUGAAAAUAUCAAUUGUCUUUAUUAUUCCAAAUGUGAAACCGAUGAUCAAGGUGGCCAUUGUGUUUGUCCAACAAAUUGCAAAAAGAAAUAUGAUCCAGUAUGUGGUUCCGAUCUGAUAACCUAUACGAAUGAAUGUGAAUUACGAGUUAAUGCUUGUAAAAAACGACAAAACAUUUUAGUCAUCAAACGUGGUCCAUGUAAUUCAUGUCAAAAUGUUCAUUGUGAAUUCGGUGCCCGAUGUGAGAAUGGAGCCUGUAUUUGUCCAAAAAAAUGUCCUAGUUAUAUUGAUCCUGUUUGUGGAUCAAAUAAUGUUACCUAUGAAAAUCAAUGUCAAUUAAUGGUUUCUGCAUGUUCAAGUUCUAAAAUAAUCAACAUACAAUACAAAGGCUCUUGUGAAGGAAGAAUUCCAUUGCUCAAAAUCACGGAUUCAUUAAGCACACGAUGCCAAUAUAAUACAUGUAAAUAUGGUGGAAUAUGCAUGAUUGAUCAUCAAUCAUCAGAUCGUCAUAAUUGUUAUUGCAAUUUUAAUUGCUCAAUAUUCACGGCAAAUUCGGAGAAAAUUUGUGGAAGUGAUGGUCGUAUCUAUGAAAAUGAAUGCAUAUUUCGCGAAGAAAUUUGUAACCGACAACAAGAUAUUAAAAAAAUGGAUAUGAUUUUUUGUAAAAGAUUUUUAAACAUACCUUGUCAAGGCCAGCCACCAUUGAUCAAUGAAUAUACCAAAAAAGAAUACGAUUGUCAGCACCAGAAUUGUCCGAAAAAUAGCUACUGUCAUAAAGGAUUGGAUUUUGCUAAAUGUUGUCAGGAAUUGGAUUUCGAUGAAGAUUGUUCCGAUACGGUUUUCGGUUGCUGUCCUGAUCAGAAAACAUUGGCACUUGGACCGAAUCAAGCUGGAUGUCCGAGUAUUUGCCAAUGUAAUCGACUUGGGUCAUAUCUGGCCAAAUGUGACCCCAGAUCACAUCAUUGUUAUUGCAGACCAGGUGUCGGUGGUUUUCGUUGUGAUCGUUGUGAAGCUGGUUAUUGGGGAUUGCAUAAGAUUUCCGAAGGAAAUGCCGGAUGUAUUCGUUGUAAAUGUAAUAAAAUUGGAUCAUCUCGAAUCGAUUGUGAACAAAUGACUGGCCGUUGUGUGUGUAAACCAGGAUUCCAAGGAAUGAAAUGUGAUAUUUGUUCGGAAACAACAUUUGGACAUCUGGAUCAAUGUCCAAUCGACCUCAAUAUUACGACCGAUAUGAUAUCUUGUACUGAUAAUAUUCAAUGCAAUUUCAGUGCAAUAUGCAAAAAUUCCCAUUGUGUUUGUGAUUUUGAUUGUCCUUUCAGUACGGAUCCAGUAUGUGGUAGUGAUGGAAAAAUCUAUGAAUCUGAAUGCCAUCUGAAAUUGUAUUCAUGUAAAACGCACAAAUCUAUCAUGUCAUUACCAUCGGAUAGUUGUUAUCCUACUACGGUUGUAUUUCAAGAUUCCGCCACAACAAGUCCAGUACGUCGUUCAACUCGUUAUCAAGAUUAUGAUGUUCGUUUGACUAAAAUGUUGGACAUGUCCGAAAAUGAGAUUGUUUUGAAUACAGGUCCAACCAUGCCAACAAUGGUUGAUUAUGAUUAUCGAUAUGAAGAAUCGGAAAAUAUUCACUUCAACGGUGAUGCUUUCCUCGAAAUGGAUACACUUAAAGCACAUUCGAAAGUGAAAAUUAAAUUGGAAAUCAUAACAUUUUCUAUGGAUGGUAUCAUUCUGUAUAAUGGACAAACAAAUACGGGAGAAGGCGAUUAUAUUGCAUUGAUUAUCAAAAAUUCAUUUAUUGAAUUAAGAUUCAAUCUGGGAAGUGGAACUGUUGUUCUGAAAGGAUCAAAGCCUGUUACACUUGGCCGUAAUCUAGUCAUACAGAUUAAUCGUCAAUUUGCCGAAGCUUCACUAUCUAUAAAUAAUGAUCAGAUAAUCGGCAAAAGUGAAGGUCCUCACAAACUUUUAGAUUUAGGUCAUAGUCUUUUCAUCGGUGGAUUACCAUCAUUGAAUCAGAAAAAAUUUGCCGAUCUUCUAAGCGUAAAGAAAAACUUUACUGGUUGUCUACAUUCAUUGAUCAUUAAUGAUAAUCGUGUUCAUUUGGAUCAGAAUUCCGAAUUUAUUAACUGGAUCAAUAUCGAAAAUUGUGACAAAAGUGCUUGUAAUCAAUCGUUUUGUAAAAAUGGUGGCAAAUGUCGGCAACGUAAUUUAUCAUUUAAAUGUAUAUGUCCAAAAGAAUUUAUUGGUGAACAAUGUGAAACGAAAAUAUGUUCAGGACAUAAAUGCACAUUCUGUCAAUAUGAUCAUCAUGUUUGUAAUAAAUCUCAUUCAGUUGCUGUCAUGGAUUUCUGGAAUCAAUCCUAUGUACAAUUGCCAACGUUACAAGGUGUUAGCCAAACAUUUGUAAUUGAAGUUUGGCUUAUGACACGAGCAUUGAAUGGUUUAGUCAUGUUCAAUGGCCAUACUCAAGGUGAUUUCCUUCAACUUCAUCUAAAUCAGGGUCAUAUUUAUUUUGAUUUUAAUCUUGGAAAUCCAAAAAACAAAAGUGGAAGUGUUUCUAUCAAGUCUCAAAAUCGAUUGAAACUUGGAGAAUGGCAUCGAAUAGUCAUGAUACGUCAAUCUAAAAUUGGAAUGUUACAAAUGGAUGAUGAUCCCUUAUUGACAGAUAUGGCAAUCGGAAAUCUGAAUGAAUUAAAUCUCAAUCAACCAUUAUAUCUGGGUGGUAUGCCUUCCACACAAAAUGUUAGCGACUAUUUUAAUGGAGCAAUACAACGUAUUGUGGUCAAUGGCAUCAUACAACGAAACAUUAUUGAUAAGGCAAUAAAUCUAGUGAAUGUUCAACCAUAUCAGGGUCCACCUUGUGGAGUAGAAAAUCCAUGCCAUAAUGGCCAAUGUUUACCAUGGUUAAAUGCAUUCAUUUGCCGUUGUCAGCCAAAUUAUCACGGUGAAUUUUGUGAAAAAGCUAUCGAAAAGAAUUCCAAUUCAAUAUUACGAAGAUCCUAUUUGGACAAUAUGACUACAGUGGAUUUGCAAUUAAUUAAUUAUCAUAAAAAUUUAAUCGAAUUGAAAUUACGGACAAAAAAUGAAGAUGGAUUAAUCUUUUGGUUGAGCAAUGAUUCGAAUACAAUUUCGGAUUAUAUUGCAUUAAUAUUGAUCGAUGGUUAUCUGGAAUUCAGUUUUAAUCUAGGUAUACGAUCCACUUAUCUUAGUAUACGAAGUUCAAUCAAGAUCAAUGAUGGUGAACUUCAUCAGGUUACACUAACCAGAGAUAAACGAAUAGGCACUAUGGAAGUGGAUGAAAAAUACAUGUCCAGCUCUCUUUCUCAGGAUGGCGCCAAUGAAUUGAAUACAAAUGGAAAACUAUGGAUCGGUGGAUGCCAUUCGCUACCAAAUGGCCUUACACCGGCUUAUUAUCAAAAUUUUAUCGGCUGUAUAGAAAUGCUUAAAAUCGAAGGAAUAUUGAUCAUAAAUAAUGUACAGAAUUCAUUUGACUGUUCUUUCAAUUAGUAAACAAUUAUUUAUAAGAUAGAUUUUUAAGACUAAUAAAUAUAAAAGAUAAAAGAA